Messenger RNA from Tribolium castaneum (red flour beetle), 3085 nucleotides. Its product is annotated as zinc finger protein 569. The record is from RefSeq and is a predicted model, not a curated record. Gene Ontology annotation, biological process: regulation of DNA-templated transcription. The coding region runs from base 257 to 2926 and encodes 889 amino acids. The transcript is spliced from 8 exons. NCBI's taxonomy places the organism in Eukaryota, Metazoa, Arthropoda, Insecta, Coleoptera, Tenebrionidae. Gene Ontology annotation, molecular function: protein binding; zinc ion binding; RNA polymerase II cis-regulatory region sequence-specific DNA binding. Gene Ontology annotation, cellular component: nucleus.
UGUCGUCUGUCACUUCGCCAUUUGUUUUUUGACAUUUCUCAAAUAAAUAAUUCGUUAAUAAAUAAAUGGGAGCGUGGAAAAUCGCCUGUUACAUAACACUUGACUUAUUCUGAGCCCUUUUUUCGACUUGUGGGUGAAAAAGUGAUUCAGUGCAGUUAUUGACCCUUUUUGCAACAGUGACCGUGGCCAUCAAGUUAACUGUAACCGAAUGUUUACGUAGUCUUCGUUCAUUUGUUAGUGACAGUAGUGAUAAAAAAUGGGGUCCGAUUCCAAUAAGGAAUAUUCAGUGAAUUGGAAAAACCACAUGGACCAUAUGCGAAAAGCGUUCGAUAAUUUACUAACUUCGAACGAACUAACCGAUGUUACUUUGUGUUGUGAGGGUCGUAGGAUUGGGGCCCAUAAAAUGCUCCUCUCGGCAUGUAGUACCUACUUUCGGGACACUUUUAAAGACGUGCCUUGCCAGCACCCUGUCAUUAUUUUGUACGGGGUGGAAUAUAGUGUUUUGUCAGAUAUUCUUCAUUUUAUUUACAAUGGGGAAGUUAGUGUAGAUACCUCAAAACUGGACUCGUUUUUAAAAACAGCACAGUUGUUAAAAAUUAGUGGACUCACUGAUAACUCAACUGAAAAUAUGGCAAGUGAAAAUAGUGAGCAGGACACACAAGCGGCCAGUAGAAGGGAACAGACAGAGGGGGCUUUCAGCGAACAAGUAUCAACAGCAAGUGAGGACACCAAAAAAGGGGCGAAGAGGAGAGUACAAGAAUCAGAAGGAGCACCAACGCAGACUAAAGUGGGUAGGCAAGAAAGUGAUACGCUUUUUAUGUCGGAUGUAAAGUCGGAACCUAGUGAGUUUGUCAAUUAUGAGGAUCCUUUAGAAGACCCACUUUUACAAGCUGAUCCAUCCAAUGAAAAUAGGGAAUUUUUUGUGACAAGUCAGGGGGGCGUCGAGGACGAGAUUAAAAUUGAGAGGACAUCUCUCGAGACAACGACACUGGUGCGGGAUACCGACAUCAAAGUCAAUAAGAGUAAUUUUUCCGAGGAGUCGUUGAGGUGUCCCAUUUGCAGCAAGUUAUUUUCUCAUCCGUACAGCUUACACCAUCACAAAGCCGUGCAUUCGGGCAACACUGAAUGUUCGAUAUGUCAUGUUGUACUCUCGCGAAAAUACAACUUGAAAAUGCACAUGAAAGCGCGUCACAACUUGCGGCGCCCCUUGCAAGUGUCGCCUGACAGCUGUAAGCGUUCGAUUGAUUGUCAAAAGUUUGGUUGCAAUUUUAACCUAAUAAAAAUAAUGGAGGAGGAAAUCUCCCAAAAAAUUUGUCGUGCCUGUUUGACCGAGUCUGGCGAAUUCCAGUCGAUCUUCGUCCCCGAUGAGAAAACCGGCACUUCCAUACACAUUUCUGAAAUGAUGAUGGCAUUCGCUACCGUCCAGGUAACUCUUGGUGACGGUCUCCCGGAACAAAUCUGCUCCACGUGCGCCCGCACCACUGUAGAUAUGUACAUGUUCAAGUUAAAGUGCGAAGAAUCGGAGAAAAUCCUGCGAAGUCGGCUGGCCAAAAGCCCCUUCCAGGAGCAGUUCACCAUCGAGGAGAAGCACUACGUGGAGACCAAGGGGGACGUGGACGUUUACAGCAUAGUGAUCAAGCCUGAGCUGUGCUCCGAAGACUCGGAAAUCAACCACGAGCUCAGCUCAGACUUUGAGCAUUUGAACGCACCGGAUAAAAGUGACAGUGAUUUGGACGCGUUUGAGUUGUACGCGGAUGAAGGGGGCCAGGAGCACCGGUGUCCCCAUUGCCCCAAAGUGUUCGAUAAGGAAAGUGCGGCCAAUCGCCACAUCAAAACACAUUCGGCUGUUAAAGCUUACAAGUGUGAUACGUGUGAUAAGAGAUUUUCGCGGAAUGAUCUUCUAUUACGGCACAAAAUUGCACAUGCGAUGAAAAUGGACGACCAAAAAUUCGAAUUGGAAAAUUUCAGCGAUGAUGAUGAAGAUCCGGAUGAUGACACGAUUAUUAUUAAAACUGAAACGGCUUUGUAUCCAUGUGCUGAAUGCAAUCUCAUUUUUAUUAAGAAAGAGGAACUUGAUGCACACAUUCAAAAGCAUGAAAAAGGGGGUGGCGAAGGAAUUGUUUGUAAUGUUUGUAUGAAAACGUUCAGCAAACAAGCGCAUUUGAAUCGACAUAAGAAAAUUCAUUCGCAGAAUAAGCCACAUGUUUGUCCGACCUGUAAUAAGGGAUUUGUGAGGGCGGAACAGCUUAAUAACCACAUGAAUAUACAUUCUGGAAUCAAACCGCAUGUCUGUGCGAUUUGUCUCAAAGGUUUUAACCAAAUAUCAAAUUUGAAAGACCACAUGCGAACCCACAACGGUGAAAAGCCCUUUCUUUGUUCCACCUGUGGCAAGGGCUUCAACCAGUUGGGAAACCUUCGUCAACACACCAUCCGCCACAGCGGCAUUAAAGCCCACCUUUGCAGUACGUGUGGUAACGGUUUCGCCAGCAAAGGUGAACUUUCAGCCCAUCUCCGAAAACACACCGGUGCGCGCCCUUUCGUGUGUCCAAUCUGUAACCACGGCUUUACAACUUCAAGUUCGUUAACAAAACACAAACGAAUCCAUUCCGGGGAAAAACCGUACGAGUGUGACGUAUGCAAAAUGAAGUUUUCGCGGUCGGGGAUUCUAGCCAGACAUAAAAGGACGCACACGGGAGAGAAACCUUACGUUUGCAAGUUUUGUACAAAAGCAUUUUCACAGUCGAAUGAUCUGACGUCACAUUUGCGGAUUCACACGGGGGAAAAACCGUACAUUUGCGAUGUAUGUGGACAGGCAUUUAGGCAGAGUUCUGCGCUUAAAACUCAUAAGAAAACGCAUCCUGGACGAGAGGUUAUUGACACGAAAAUUGGGGUCUUGGGGGUCAUGCAUACCCCCUUUUUAACGUAAUAAAGUAAGGGGAAAAGUUAUGUUUACCAAUUAGUUUUUUAUUUAUUUUUUUAAUAUAUCUACCACCUUGUAAUUAAUUAAUUAAUUAAUUUUGCCAACAUUUUAUCAACUGUUAUUUAUUUUAAAGCGUUUUGCUCAAAAUAAAAUCCAGAUUAGUUA